Molecule: messenger RNA, 1508 nt
Organism: Siniperca chuatsi (mandarin fish)
Lineage: Eukaryota; Metazoa; Chordata; Actinopteri; Centrarchiformes; Sinipercidae
Product: golgin subfamily A member 6-like protein 2
Exons: 2
Source: RefSeq, a predicted model, not a curated record
GUACCUGUUAGUGGAGCAGAUGGUGUAGACAGGCCAUUUCCAAACAAGCCUGUUAGCCACAGAAGACCUCUCAAUCCCAGGACACAAGACUCACUUGAUCUGUAUGAUUUUGAGAAAAUCACUAUUACAAAACAACCAAGAGGCACGUUGCCGCCCCAAGAACAUCAUUCAAAUGGCAUUAGAGAAACCAAUGGAUCCCAGCAUCCAAGAAAAGACUCAGACAAACUUCCCAGAGGAGAACUGCAGAUGGCCAGAGCAAUUCAUGCAAAAGAGCUCAUUCUACAGGAGAAGCUGUGGAGGGUUGAGGAAAAAAUAAGGCAAAAAAUCAGCAGAGACUAUAUUGAAGCUGCUGCAGGUGAGGAGGAGAGGCACAACAGAGCAGAGAGGGAGAAAGCGCAGACAAAAACCAGGCUGUUUGAGCAGCAGAGGAGAGACCCAGUGAGAAGCAGAGAAAUGAUGAUGCAAGAAAGAAGACAGGAGGAUGUUAAACAACUUAGGAAGAGGCAAGAUCAGAGGAAUGAGAACAGAAUGAGGAAUACACAUGAAGAAGAGGGGGCCAGAUGGAAAAGAGGGGAAAUAGAAUUUGCACAGUUGCAAAGAAAAGGACAUAAAGGAAGUCAUGAAAUCACAGUUCAUGAGCAAGAAGUGAGUGGAGAGCUGAACAAAUCGAGGUGGGAAAAUGUGAAAGAGCAUACCAGAAGAAAAGGAGGGAAUGAAAAAGAUAAUGGCAUUUGGGGAGAGACAGGUGUGACAUCACAGGAAGGACCAAGGAAAGCAAAAGAAAGAGUCCAAAAUACAACCUCUAUGGGUAAUAAAGGUUGGACAAGAGAAAAGAAAUAUAAGGAGAGGACAUGUAAGGAGAUGUGCGGUUCAGACUAUGAACAAGACAUGCCUCAAAUGAGUCAACAGAAAACUUCUCAUAGAGCUGCAGCAGAAAACCACAGAGGUGCAGGAAGAAAACUGUCUGGGGAAACACUGCUUCCACCAGUUUCUAGUCAUUCCAGCAGACCAGAGCAGGGGGAGCUCAGACUUAUAGAUAGCACAGACACUGGCCUCCAGCUUCUCCCUUGCAGAAUCUGCAAUAGAAAGUUUGCAAGUGAAAGAUUAGAGAAGCAUGUCCAAAUCUGUAAAAAGGUGAAACAAUCACAUCGUCAAGUCUUCAACUCCUACAUCAAUAGGACCAAGGGAUCCGCCAUUGAGGAGUUCUGGAAAACCCACAGCAGAACCAAGACUCCAGAGGUUUUAAAGAAAAAUAACCUAAGACAGAACCACAAGGCCAGCACAAGGACUCUGCAUGAGGGUCGACUCCCAGCUGGAAACUCACAGUCAAAAUGGUCCAAGUAAGCUGACCCGAAUGGACCCAGAAACAUUUGGCACUGAACCAGUUUAACAAGAAAUCCUCUGGUGUCAGCACAUCAAGUCACCCAUCACCAUCUCGUUAUUGUCAGUAGUCUCUGAAUUGUUUGAUUUAAUCCCUUAUUAGAAUGUUGUUAAAGAUUUCUUGUCUA